UCUUGUUUUUUCCUGUUCAGAACCCAGCAGUGAUGUGGAGGUGGAGACCCACAGGAGCCCCGGACUUCACCUGAGCUACCUCAGCUGUCACCAAGGGUGGCACGAAAGGGAAGCAAGCCCCGAGUGGGAGGGGAGCAGGAUGCCUGACCGGGACAGCUAUGCCAAUGGCACUGGGAGCAGCAGUGGAGGCCCUGGAGGUGAUGGCAGCGAGGAAGCCAGUGGGGCAGGGAUAGGCGGCGCUGGGGCCAACUCAGAUGCCAUCUGCAGAGACUUCCUGAGGAAUGUGUGCAAGCGGGGCAAACGGUGCCGCUAUCGCCAUCCGGACAUGAGUGAGGUGUCCAACUUGGGGGUAAGCAAAAAUGAGUUCAUCUUCUGCCAUGACUUCCAGAACAAGGAGUGUAGCCGCCCAAACUGCCGAUUCAUCCAUGGCUCCAAAGAAGACGAGGAUGCUUAUAAGAAGACAGGAGAGCUUCCCCCUCGGCUGAGGCAGAAAGUGGCCGCUGGCCUGGGCCUCUCACCGGCGGACCUACCUAACGGCAAGGAAGAAGUCCCCAUCUGCCGUGACUUCCUUAAGGGGGACUGCCAGAGAGGCGCCAAGUGCAAGUUCCGUCACCUGCAACGGGACUUUGAGUUUGAUGCUCGGGGUGGAGGAGGAACUGCAGGUGGGGGCUCCGCAGGCCCAGUCCCCCCUGGACGACGUCAUGAUCUGUACGACAUCUGUGACCUCCCUGACAGGGGAUUUGAGGACCAUGAGCCAGGCCCCAAGCGUCGGCGAGGUGGGUGCUGUCCUCCAGAUGGCCCCCAUUUUGAAUCGUACGACUACAACCUGGCUCCAUGCCGAGGAGUAGAGUGCAGGCUCUUGGAGGAGGAGAACGCCAUGCUCAGGAAGCGGGUAGAGGAGCUCAAGAAGCAAGUCAGCAACCUGCUGGCCACCAAUGAAGUGCUGCUGGAACAAAACGCCCAGUUUCGUAAUCAGACCAAGGUCAUAACCCUGAGCUCCACUGCACCAGCAACUGAGCAGACUCUGGCCCCCACUGUGGGCACUGUUGCCACUUUUAACCAUGGCAUCGCCCAGACUCACACUACUCUCAGCAGCCAAGCUCUGCAGCCCCGCCCUGUAUCUCAACAAGAACUAGUGGCCCCCGCUGGUGCCCCUGCUGCUCCCCCAACUAAUGCUGCACCUCCUGCUGCACCCCCACCCCCACCUCCACACUUGAACCCAGAGAUCACACCACUGUCGGCUGCUCUGGCUCAAACAAUUGCCCAGGGAAUGGCACCCCCUUCUGUCUCCAUGGCUCCCGUGGCUGUGUCUGUGGCCCCUGUGGCCGUAUCCAUGGCCCAGCCCUUGGCAGGAAUCACAAUGAGCCACACCACCACCCCCAUGGUGACUUACCCCAUUGCUUCCCAGAGCAUGCGCAUCACAGCCAUGCCGCACUGAUGGAGCAUCUGGACACCCCCUGGUACCGCCUCCUGGGGCUGCGGUCGAGCAGGCCCUGUCUGCAGGGCUCGCUUGAACUGUACAAGAGACUGCAAGGAGUAUGCUUCCAAGAAGGGGUUGGGUCGGUGUGUUUUCUCUCACCUCCCCUUCACGAUGGUCGUCUUGUCCGUCUUCCUCCAAGCUUUCCAGAAGGGGCUUGCUGGGGAGUACAGACUGAAGCCAGCGGAGGGGAAGGACCGCCUAAGGGCAUGUCUACUCUGUCCUCUCUUCACAGCACAGAAUAGGUUUCAGCACUGGCUUUGGCAGAAGAAAACCAAAAACCCUACUGGGGGAAGCCAGGAAAGAUUGGGAAGUGAAUGGUCAGGAGAGAAGGCCCCUUAGGGAGCCUUCAGGCACUGCAGGGCCCAGUUGGGUUGGACAGCACAGAAAUUGUUCCUGGGUCCCUGGGAAGGCGGGGACCAUAGUACUCCAGCCCAAAGACUAGGGGAACAUCUAUCACUUUGGGCUGGAAACCCAUAGGGCAGGACCCACCACUUUCCAAAGAAAUAAAAGAGAAUUAUUUUUAACAAAUGGAGGCAUUGGAAACU
Echinops telfairi (small Madagascar hedgehog) is the source of this 2025-nucleotide messenger RNA. RefSeq names its product zinc finger CCCH-type containing 10 (gene ZC3H10). The coding region runs from base 140 to 1438 and encodes 432 amino acids. Gene Ontology annotation, molecular function: metal ion binding. The record is from RefSeq and is a predicted model, not a curated record. The transcript is spliced from 2 exons. NCBI's taxonomy places the organism in Eukaryota, Metazoa, Chordata, Mammalia, Afrosoricida, Tenrecidae.